Messenger RNA from Leptinotarsa decemlineata (Colorado potato beetle), 1201 nucleotides. RefSeq names its product 15-hydroxyprostaglandin dehydrogenase [NAD(+)]. The record is from RefSeq and is a predicted model, not a curated record. Gene Ontology annotation, cellular component: cytoplasm. Lineage: Eukaryota; Metazoa; Arthropoda; Insecta; Coleoptera; Chrysomelidae. Gene Ontology annotation, molecular function: oxidoreductase activity, acting on the CH-OH group of donors, NAD or NADP as acceptor.
UUAACUGAUAUUGUUGAUCUGUUUUUCAAUUAAACCGGAACAGUGAACUACUUGUAUCAACAUGGUGUUCAGAAUCGCAGGAAAAGUAGCUCUAAUAACAGGAGCUGCAUCUGGAAUGGGUCUGAGCCAUGCCAAAGAGUUACUCAGGAAUAAUCUCAAGGGUGUCACUCUGACCGAUAUAAAUGAAACCAAUGGAAAAAAAGCCUUGGAAGAAAUAGAAACUGAGUUUGGGAAAGGAAAAGCGAUCUUCAUCCAGUGUGAUGUGACGAAAAUGGAGGAAAUACAAAUUGCUUUUGAAUCUACUUUAGAGAAAUUUGGAAGCAUUGAUAUACUUAUCAACAAUGCUGGUAUCCUGGACGAUCUCAACUGGGAAAGAGAAAUCGCCAUCAAUUUGAAUGGCACAAUAAACGGCAUUCUCCUCGGCUUCGAAAGGUACUUGAAAAACUAUAAACAAGGUGAAGAAGCUGUAAUUCUGAACACCGCAUCUCUGGCUGGUAUCGUCCAAUAUGGCGUCGCCCCGAUUUACAGUGGGACCAAGUCGGCAAUUAUCGGGCUUACCAGAAGUUGGGCACAUCCGAUGCAUUACCAAAGAACUAAAGUGAGAGUCAUGGCCAUUGUUCCUGGCAGAACAAGAACUACUAGUUUUGAACUACGUGACUUCCUAUUGGAUCCUGUAUAUAUGGACAUGUUUCAGAAAAGAGAACAGAGAAAACUUCAGAGGCCGGAGUUCGUAUCCAAUGAACUCAUAAAGAUAUUGGAGAAUGGUAGAAACGGAAGUUUGUGGGUUAUCGAAAAGGAAGAGCCAGCUUAUGAGUUUUUGGUUCCAACAAAAGAAGAACUGAAAAGGCAUCAUAUUAACUGUUGAAAUUAUGUCACCCACGACUUCGUGAUGACAAUCUAAUGCACUGACGAGUUGGAGAAGUAGUUGGUAUUCAAGAAGCUAUUUAUUAUUUCAUAGAAAAUUAUAACACUCUCAAAAUAUGUACAUUUACUACUUGUUGAAUUAUUUAUUUCUAUAUGAAAAUAUACAUGGUAAAAUCAAAAAUAACUUUGAAUAAAAAAAUAAAUGAAAAUUCAGUUACUCACAAUAUUUUUUCAUAUCAUCAAAUAAAUUUUUUCGAAGAAGAAAUCUGAAAAAAUCUUCAUCUUCUACAUUGGCAUAUAAAUAGAAAAUUUCCUGCAGAAGUGAAAUGUAUCAAUA